Gossypium arboreum is the source of this 455-nucleotide messenger RNA. RefSeq names its product cytochrome b-c1 complex subunit 9, mitochondrial. Gene Ontology annotation, biological process: mitochondrial electron transport, ubiquinol to cytochrome c. The coding region runs from base 114 to 332 and encodes 72 amino acids. The record is from RefSeq and is a predicted model, not a curated record. NCBI's taxonomy places the organism in Eukaryota, Viridiplantae, Streptophyta, Magnoliopsida, Malvales, Malvaceae. The transcript has 3 exons.
CCCUUUCUGUAAAUUUCUUUGUUACAUAUCACAAAAUUCCCCAACUUUUUUUAUCUUCUCUACAGACCCUAAUCGCAGAUCCCAGCAAGAGCCACACUCUCUCAAGAAUCGCCAUGGACUACGCUUCUCGAAGAAGUCAAGGAGGCCUAUUCGAAGGUCUCUACAGAGUCAUCAUGCGCCGUAACUCCGUCUACGUCACAUUUGUCAUCGCCGGCGCUUUCCUCGGAGAACGGGCUGUGGAUUAUGGAGUUCAUAAGCUCUGGGAAUACAACAAUGUUGGGAAACGAUACGAAGACAUUUCUGUGCUAGGACAGAGGCAAUCAGAGGAAUGAACUCAUCCUUUUCCUUCUCUUUUUGGAUGUUUUGAAGUUUUUAUUUGAGGAAUGGGUAUGAGCAUAUAUCUAUGAUGUAGCAAUGCUCAUUGUUGCAAUAAAAUGUCACUUCUUUUUUUUUUU